Castor canadensis (American beaver) is the source of this 6696-nucleotide messenger RNA. The record is from RefSeq and is a predicted model, not a curated record. NCBI's taxonomy places the organism in Eukaryota, Metazoa, Chordata, Mammalia, Rodentia, Castoridae.
CGGCAGUGGCCGUGGCCGUUAUCGUUGAUCCCGGCGGCUGUGCCGGCGGCUCCCAGGUUCGUCGGUGGCCACCUAGAACAGCCCAGCGCCGAGACCCGGGAGGGGAGACGGCGGCGGCUGGUGCCCGGCCCCCUUCUUGGCAGCUCCAGCCUCAGUGCGGCUGCGGACUCCGGGCUGCCCCGGGGCGGCGGCCGAGCAGACGGCCGGGGAUGGCCGGAUAGCGGCGCGGGAGUGCGGGACUGACUGCACUGAUAGACGAUGGAUAUUCACUUGUGCUGGAGACAACCAUCCUGGAUGGUAGGCAACAAAAGAAUGAGGUCAACUUCAAAUUUCCAGUGGCUCUUAUCAACAUUUAUUCUUCUGUUUCUGAUGAUUCAAGUAAAUAGCCAGAAAAGGGGGAUACUUCGUGAUUUGAAAUGUACAACGAACAAUUUACAAGUGUGGGACUGUUCUUGGAAAGCACCCCCUGGAGCAGGCCAUGCUACUGUUAAUGAAGUUUGCAUUAAAGACAGGACCCAUUCAUGUCACCGAUUAGAGAAAACAAAUAUUAAAAUCCCAGCUCUUUCACCUGGUGAUCAUGAAAUGACAAUAAGGUCUCUACAUGAUUUUGAAAGUUCUUCAAGUAAAUUCAUACUAACUGAAAAAAAUGUCUCCUUAAUUCCAGACACUCCAGAGAUCUUGAAUUUAUCUGCUGAUUUCCCGACCUCUACAUUACACCUAAAGUGGAAUGACAAGGGCUCUGUUUUUCCACAUCACUCACAUGUCAUCUGGGAAAUUAAAAUUCUACGUACAGAGAGUAUGAAGCUCAUAAAAUUUGUGACAUACAACACAACUCUGAAUGGUAAAGAUACAGUACAUCACUGGAGUUGGGCCUCAGACAUGCCCUUGGAGUGUGCCACUCACUAUGUGGGGAUUAGGUGCUACAUUGAGUACCUUCAUUUCUCUGGUCACAGAGAGUGGAGUGACUGGAGCCCAAUGAAGAACAUUUCUUGGAAUCCUGGUACUCAGACCAAGGCUUUUCCUCAGGAUAAAGUGAUACUUGCAGGCUCAGACAUAACAUUUUGCUGUGUAAGUCGAGACAAAGUGAUACUAGCACAGAUUGGCAGAACAGUUUGUCCCCUUAUCCACCUCGAUGGGGAAAACGUUGCAAUCAAGAUCCAGAAUAUUUCUGUUUCUGAAAACAGUGGAACAAACGUGGUUUUCACGACAGAUGAUAACGUGUAUGGGACAGUCGUUUUUGCAGGAUAUCCACCUGAUAUUCCCCAAAAACUGAAUUGUGAGACACGCGAUUUAAAGGAAAUUGUGUGUACGUGGAAUCCAGGAAGGCCAACAGGAUUGGUGGGUCCACGAAACACAAAUUACACUUUAUUUGAAAGUUUUUCAAGGAAGUACGUUACAUUUAAAAGACUUGAAACAUUUGCAAAUGAAAGCUACCAGUUACUCUUCCAAAUUCUUCCAAGUCAAGACAUUUACAAUUUUACCCUGAAUGCUCGAAAUCCUCUGGGGCAAUCAGAGUCAACAGUGUCCAUCAAUGUGACCGAGAGAGUUUCUCCCCAUACUCCUACUUCAUUGAAAGUGAAGGACAUUAAUUCAUCAGCCAUUGCUCUUUCUUGGCAUUUGCCAGGCGAUUUUGCAAAGAUUAAUCUUGUGUGUCAAAUUGAAAUUAUUAAAGCUAAUUCAAAACAAGAAUUGCGGAAUGCCACAAUCAAAGGCGUAGAAAAUUCAAGUUAUCUCGUUGCUGUGGACAAAUUAAAUCCAUAUACUGUAUAUACUUUUAGGAUUCGUUGUUCCACUGAACCUUCCUGGAAAUGGAGCAAAUGGAGCAAUAAAAAACCACAUCUGACCACAGAAGCCAUUCCUUCAAAAGGACCAGAUACAUGGAGAGAGUGGAGUUCUGAUGGAAAAAAUUUAAUAAUCUAUUGGAAGCCUUUACCCAUUAAUGAAGCUAAUGGAAAAAUACUUUCCUAUAAUGUAUCCUGUUCAUCAGAUGAAGAAACACAGUCCCUUUCUGAGAUCUUUGAUCCUCAACACAAAGCAGAGAUACAACUUGAUAAAAAUGACUACAUUAUCAGUGUGGUGGCGAAAAAUUCAGUUGGCUCAUCACCACCUUCUAAAAUAGCUAGUAUGGAAAUCCCAAAUGAUGACCUCAAAGUAGAGCAGGCUGUUGGAAUGGGAAAGAAGAUCCUCCUCACCUGGCAUCAUGAUCCCAACAUGACUUGUGACUAUGUGAUUAAGUGGUGUAACUCAUCUCGGCCUAAGCCCUGCCUCAUGGACUGGAAAAAAGUCCCUUCAGACAGCACUGAGACUAUAAUAGAAUCUGAUCAGUUUCGACCUGGUGUAAGAUACAAUUUUUUCCUGUAUGGGUGCAGAAAUCAAGGCUAUCAAUUACUGCGUUCCAUAAUUGGAUAUGUAGAAGAACUGGCUCCAAUUGUUGCACCAAAUUUUACUGUUGAAGACACAUCUGCAGAUUCAAUAUUAGUAAAAUGGGAAGAUAUUCCUGUAGAAGAGCUCAGAGGCUUUUUAAGAGGGUAUUUAUUUUACUUUCAGAAAGGAGAGAGAGACACAACUAAGAUGCAGGGUUUAGACUCAGGUCGUUCUGACAUCAAGGUAAAGAAUAUUACUGACGUAUCCCAGAAGACACUGAGAAUUGCUGAUCUUCAAGGUAAAACAAGUUACCAUUUGGUCCUGAGAGCUUAUACAGAUGGUGGCCUGGGCCCAGAGAAGAGCAUGUUUGUGGUGACAAAAGAAAACUCUGUGGGGUUGAUUAUUGCCAUCCUUAUCCCAGUGGCUGCAGCUGUCAUUGCUGGAGUGGUGACAAGUAUCCUUUGCUAUCGGAAGCGAGAAUGGAUUAAAGAAACUUUCUACCCAGAUAUCCCAAAUCCAGAAAAUUGUAAAGCAUUACAAUUUCAGAAGAAUGUCUGUGAGGGAAGCAAUGCUCUUAAAACAUUGGAAAUGAAUCCUUGUACCCCAAAUAAUGUUGAGGUUCUGGAAACUCGAACAGUUCCUAAAAUAGAAGAUACAGAGAUAAUCUCCCCAGUAGCCGAGCGCCCUGAAGAUAGCACUGAUGCAGAACCUGAGAACCAUGUGGUUGUUUCCUAUUGCCCACCGAUCAUUGAGGAAGAAAUACCAAACCCCGUAGUGGAUGAAGCAGGAGGGACUUCACAAGUCAUUUACAUUGAUGUUCAGUCCAUGUAUCAGCCUCAGGCCAAACCAGAGGAAGAACAAGACAUUGACCCUGUUGUGGGGGCAGGCUAUAAGCCACAAAUGCACCUCCCCAUUAACUCUACUUUAGAAGAGACAGCUACAGAAGAUGACACAGAUAAAACUGCAGGUUACAGACCUCAGGCCAAUGUAAAUACUUGGAAUUUGGUCUCUCCAGACUCCCCUAGAUCCACAGACAGCAACAGUGAAACUGUGUCGUUUGGAAGUCCUUGCUCCAUCAAUUCCCGGCAGUUUUUGAUUCCUCCCAAAGAUGAAGACUCUCCUAAGUCUAGCGGAGGAGGGUGGUCCUUUACAAACUUUUUUCAGAACAAACCGAACGAUUAGCAGUGUCACUCUUGUCACUUCAGUGUGCCAUCUCAGUAAGCUCUCAUUGCUGGUAUUGCUGCACAGCCUGGGGCAUUCCUGGAGAGACCUGUGAAGUACUGGUGGCCAGGAAACUUCACAACAUGUGAGUUACGCUGCAAGUGUUAAUGUGCUUUUAAUGUAGUCGAAAAGCCAAAGUACAGUGACUCAGAAUCCUCAGCACUCAAAACUCAAGAUUUGGAGCUGUUCGUGAUCAAGCCAAAGAAUUCUCCUUCAAGAAGCAUUUUAAGGCUAAUUCUGUCUACAUGUGUGCAAACAAAUUCCAUAACUGUUUUCUGUUGUUAAUGGUUUUCUCAUGUGUAUACAUUAGAGGAUUACAAGCAGAUUUGCAGGCAAGGAAAAAAAAAUGUCAAGUCAUACAAUGUUUAUUUGCCUGCCUUUACUCCAGUCUAGGGGAAAACCAAGCACAGAUUUGCAAACUUUGAAGAUGAUUCUUCUCAAUCCUCAGCAGUUUACAAGAGUUAAUAUAAUUGUUAAAGUAGCAGCAGUUGUUUAGUGUUCUGUUUGAUAAAGUAUGCAGAUUUCUGUGCCUACUGUAUAAUGGUUAUCAAACAUUUGUCUCAGGGGUGCAAACUUGGACAGUGAGCAUGACACUGACCAGCCCAAAUCAGAAUCACACUUGCUCGCAUUGCUAGGUUUUUCAAACCUUUUCAUUAUUUUUUAGCUUUUAUGCUAGCUUCCCUCAUUGCAGUUGGUUGCCCUAAUAUUUGAAAUUUAAAUUUCUAGAACUACAGAUUGAAGGUUCUUUUAAUCCAUUUUAUUUUGUGAUACAGUGUCAGCUUUAUGUGAGCAAAUUCAAUGGUGUUCAUAAGGAUAUAAAUCCAGUGAUUUACUAUGUGAGAUGACUACUAAGCAACAUCGAGCAGCAUUAGCUGGUUAUGUAGCCUUGUUGCCUUUAGUUCUGCCUGAGAAGACUGUGCCAUCAAACCCAGUCACCAACUGGUGAUGAUCCUUGAUGCCUCCUGGCAGGUUUUCCUCCUGCUCAUGAGUCAUAGUACUUUCUCCCUCUUAAGUGAUCUUUUGUCCAGACUCAGAUACAGUACUCAAAUUCUAAGCAUAAAACUAAAAUGAGAAUGCUUUUUCAGUAACAGUUACUUAAGGGCUAUUUCAUAUUAGAGUUCUUAAAACCGAGUCGAGUCAAAUCAUUGGACAUACUUGUAUGUGGUUGGAGAUGAUCUGUGCAGAGCCACACAUCCUCAGCACAGCGCCCUGCACCCGCCCCAGCUUCUCUUCCUGGAUGUCUGAAGUGAAUGUGGUCCUUGGAAAAGCAGAAUGAAAACCUAAAAAAUGUGUUGUGUAUUUUUCCUGCCCUCAGGUUGUCUAUAUAUUUUGUCUUGAUAGUUAAAACAAAAGUACUUGAAAUUUUGAAACAUCUGAUAAGAUAGACUUGUUUGAUUAUUUUUGAGCUCAUAAUGUAUCUUUUUAAAGACCAUGUUAUGGGGGAAAAAAAACAUGACAAGGGACAAAAUCUAUUAGGUACUCAGUGUAUGAAUCCUGAUUUUUAACUGCUAGGAUUCAAGUAACUCUGAACUUCAUGAUAUGAUACAGAUAUAUUGAAUUAAAUAUAAUUAACAAUGCACAUAAAUAGUAUAUUAAACUAUAUAAUAGCUCAUAGAAAUGUUCAGUAAUGAAAAAUAUAUCAUACCAGACCAAUCCCUAAACAGAGUUUUCUCUUGUCUUCCUCUGUAUCCUCUUUGGCUCCUUCCCUCAGCCCCUUUCCAACCCCAAACACUGACCUGGGGCUGUCUCCUGUUCCUGUCACAAUUUGUCAUUACCAUGUUCCCCCUGAAACUUACUGAUCCUGUAUUUCAUCUCUUUAGGUCAUGGCAAGCACUGGCUAAAGUAAUAGCAUACUAGUUUAAACUACUAAACCUGAGAACACAGGAAGAGAUCAGAAGAAACUGUCUGAUCCCUGUCAUCAUCUCCACUGUGCCCUUUCUAGCCUAUGUAAUGAUGUGUUUGGGUAGUGAUAAAUAUCCCUGGGGCUCCUGACUCCAGGAUUUCAAUGUGUGAAGCAGGUUCCUAGCUCUGCUCACCUCCCCUACCCUCUGAGGUACCCAAGGUUCGCUGGGUUAGUGAGAAGCAGAGUAACCCUCUAUUAGUCUGGGCAAGCUCGUUGUAACUUGCUCUGAGACCAGAGCAGUUUCCUUGUUUUUCCUCAUUGAAUUGAAGACAGCCAGACCCUUUGCAGGGUUGUUACCCCACCAUCCCCCCUCCACCUGUGGAUAUAGAGGGAACUUUAAAACAGGACAAGGAGCGGGAAGGAAAAGGGAGAGAACACCCUUCGUUACAUACCCUGUUGUGUGGGAAUUCCGUAAGUGUCCACUGUUUUGUCAAUGCAGGGGCUGUGCCCAUGUGUGCAAGAUGGUCUGACAGUGGUCAUGGUCUGUCCAGUCAGCAUAGCUGCUUCUCCUGGGAGGGUUAAUAUUAGUUAGAGGGAGAGACGGCAUGUGUUCCCUCUAGCCCUUCCUAACUGGGAAAAAAAUGGGAAAUACCUCUUUCCUGACAAAAGCCUAAUCAUUGGUUAAAAAAUUCUAAAUGUCUAGACAAGAAUUAUAUUCUGUUAUGUCAAUUAAAUAGAAUUAUAUUGUCACCUCUUUUGUAAGCCAAUUUCAAGUCAAGCUUCCCUUAUGAGCAAUGGAAAUUCCUAGGGUCAUUAUAACAUUUGUGAGUUUCUUUUGUGAAAUACAAAACAUUCUUAACUACAUAACUAGGCUUUGACAUUUGCUAGACCUUGUGAAUUAUGUACUGCAUGGAUUAGUUAGCACAAGUAUGCAGUCCCUGUCAUCAGUCCAGUUAACCUGUGGAGCCCUGAGUUGAGACUCUGGCCCUGAGUAUCUGGAGAGUUGGGUGUGUGUUUCUUUGCCAUGUGAUAGAGGUACUUUGUCCUUGGAGCUGGAAACAGAAGCAGCCAUUCACUGAAAAGCUUGAGAGAGGAAGUGUAAGCCUCGUUUUCCAUACCAGCAUUACUUUCACGGCUCAUGGAGCUGAAGGAUUGCAUUUAGAACAUCUAGUGCUAGUGCACUCAGAAACGUAAAAAGUCACAUUCUCAAAACUUCAUGCAAACUCUUAUUGAAAAUCAGUCCAGUGAUUUCUUAAUUGUCUUUAUAC